Molecule: messenger RNA, 5581 nt
Organism: Pocillopora verrucosa
Lineage: Eukaryota; Metazoa; Cnidaria; Anthozoa; Scleractinia; Pocilloporidae
Source: RefSeq, a predicted model, not a curated record
AUGCGGAUUGAAAAGGUUAACAAAAGACAGUUUGUAAUUGCAGACGGGGCUUAUCCAAAAGAAUAUGACAUCACUUUCCCGGAACGCGUUGAUGGCAGGCUGGAAAAAAGGGAUUUAUCAACAUCUGAAAAGGGAGGUCACGUGGAUGAUGCCUCUUACCGGUUGACUGCCUUUGACAAGGACUGGACCCUGGAUGUGAAGAGAAAUAAAGAACUUAUUUCUCCAUCAUUUGCCGUUCGCACGUUUGCUAGCAAUGGUUCAGAAGUGAUUCAAGAGGAGGGUUCUGAUCAUUGCCACUAUCAAGGGUCCAUCCGGGGCUCGAAAGAUUCAACCGUUGUACUAAAUACUUGCUCAGGACUGAGAGGGCUCAUAGAUGAUGGUGAAGAUACAUUUUAUAUAACACCCGAGUCGGGAAAAAGAGAAACUGGGGCCCACAAAGUGGUCUGGGCGAGGCAAGACGAAGCCACUCGAAUUCGUAAUAACUGCGGGAACAAAGCAACUCACGCAGAUUCCCAUUAUUCAGAUGAAAAGUCAAGGCCAUUUUCUAGGGUAAGAAGAAGCGUUUUGGGUGACAUUGAUGAAUUCUACAAACCAUUUCUGACAACAAGCGAGACACGAUACAAUGAAGUGCUUAUGGUUGUUGAUUUUGGAAUGUACCUGAAAUACAAUAAUGACACCGAUGUCAUUAAAGAUCGCGUUAUAACACUGGCAAAUGCUGUUGAUGCCAUUUAUCAGCGGAUAAAUAUCAGGGUCGUGGUAAAGGGGCUGGAAAUUUGGACGAAUGGCGAAGCUUUUGAACGUCAAAAGAAAGGAGGAGCCGACCUUAGUCGCUUUAACACGUAUCGAAAAGAAAUAUUGGAAAAAACAAUUCCUCAUGACAACGCCCAAUUAUUGAGCGACUGGAGCUGGUCUGACUGUGCUGGCAUGGCAUUCGUGAUGGCGAUGUGUGGCUCUGUUUCAAGUGGUGUUAAUAACUGGGACUAUGGAAGUAUCAUUGGCCCUUACGUGACUGUUGCUCAUGAAAUGGGUCACAACUUUGGAUUCAGCCAUGACACAGAAAGCUGCAAGUGUUUGACCCCAAGAGGUUGCGUCAUGGGCCGUCACCAGACCAGAGUUGCAGGAUUUUCUAACUGCAGUUUGACUCAGCUUCAAAAACUGAAUGACUGGUGCUUAUUUAACGUGCCAUCGUACAAGUCUGCUAACGGUUAUUGUGGAAAUGGAAUUCGCGACGAAGGAGAAGAAUGUGACUGUGGCACUCCGGAGAUGUGUGAAUUAAAAGAUCCCUGUUGUCAACCCUACAAGUGUGUUCUCAAAAGGGAAUCACAGUGCAGUGACCUACAUCAUUCAUGCUGCGAAAACUGCCUGUUUAAGAAACAAGGAUCGUUGUGCCGUGAAGUCGAAACAGAUUGUGAUGUUCCAGAAUACUGCACCGGUGAUUCUGGCGAUUGUCCAGGAGAUACAUACAUAAUUGAUGGAUACCCCUGCAGUCAGACCAAAACAGUUAUACUUGGAAACACUAACCAUUAUAGUGUGGAAAUUAGACCUCUCUCUCCAAGAGUCUAUGCUCGAUAUCUUCGUAUUAAUCCUCAGUACUGGAAAGACUGGCCUUGCCUAAGAACCGAGUUUCUGGGAUGUUCAACAGAUGAAGUUGGUCCAACUGCUCCAACACCUCUAAAGUCCUAUAGUCUUGAUCUUUGUCUCACUCCAUCAAGCCAGUCUUGCUCACCAAAUGACAACGACCGUCUGAUAUACAAACCAGGUCAGUGCACGGAAAGUCACUUUCAGUUCACGCUUGAUGCCGAUGGGGUUUUACGUCAUAGUUGCAGUGGGAAGAUGGUCUGUCCUGAGAAUGGCGGCGAUGGUAAUGGUGCGAAGAUUGUUGUAAGCAGUGCUUGUAAAGUUGAAGAUUCAAAAUUUGAGCGAACAUCAGGACGAUCUUUGAAGCAUCUAAAGAGUAACAAAUGUAUCCAUACUUAUGGAGCUUGGCCCGGCGUCGACAGACAUAUGGUAUUGUGGUCAGGAUGCGACGAAAAACGGCUAGAAAUAUGGUUUGCAAAGCAAGAAUGUAUAGACCCUCUUGGAAUGCAGAGCGGUGAUAUCAAAGACAGCCAAAUUACUGCGUCUUCAUACAGGCCAGCAGAUCUCCCACAUUAUGGCAGGCUGCAUAACGGAAAGUACUGGUGUGCCAAAGAUAAGAAAAGAGACGAGUACAUACAGAUUGAUCUUGGACAGCUACGAACGGUGAACAAAAUCUUGAUACAGGGACGUGGAAACUGGUACGACUGGGUGACUGGCUUCUUCUUGUACUACAGUGAUGAUGGUCAGCGGUGGACGGGUUAUUCAGAGAGUGGAGACAAACAACACUCCAAUUCGCAUUGCUAUCAAGGAAAAUGCAGCGAAAUUCACGAAACUCAGUGCAAGGAUUUGUGGGGAGCCACCGCCAAAAAUGCCGACGAAAGAUGUUAUAACAUACUGAACACUAAAGCGGAUGGAUAUGGUACAUGUGAUCCACUCAGAAAUGUAUCAUGCGCUGCGAGAAACGUGUUAUGCGGUCAACUGCAAUGUGAAGACAGCAGAGAUAAACCUGUUGUGGACUACGGAUGGACGUACACUAAGAUCAGUAUAGAUAACGGAAAACAAUGCAGUGCUGCAACCUUGAAGUCCAUAGAUGACAUUGGUGAGGGAAUGGUCAGAGAAGGGACAAAAUGCGGAGAUGAUAAGAUGUGUGUAGAUAACCAGUGUCAGACGUUUGAUUCCCUCAACUUCGGAAAGUGUCCAGUGAUGAACAACAAGGAGUGCGGAGGAAGAGGGGUUUGCACAAACAAAAAGGUGUGUCAUUGUGAGGGAGGAUUUGAUUCGAAGGACGGUUGUGCAUCAGCUCUGGUGCCUCGAGAUGGAGCGUGGGGUGAUUGGUCCUCAUGGACUGUUUGUGACAAGGGCUGUGAUGGUGGAAAAAGAAAAAGACAUCGCUUCUGUGACAAUCCAUUUCCUCUACAUGGAGGGGCUAACUGCUUUGAACAACGACACGAGACAGAGGAUUGCAAUACUCAGAGUUGUCCAAAGGUGAUAUCAUGCCGUCACCUACAACAAGUUGGCGAAGAAACGAAUCACAAUUAUCCUGAUGCCGUCUACAAGAUUUACCCCAUAGGUUCCCAGCCAAUCAUGGCAUACUGUGAUAUGUCGCGUGACGGUGGAGGAUGGACACUAUUGGUUACCAGUCAUACUAACAGCUGGACGGCACAGAAUGUGAAAUUACGAAACGUGAACUCUCCAAAGUUGACUGAUGAUUACUCCAUCCUGCAGUAUGCAGACAGUAUUAAAGAUAAUAUCAAAGUAGCUGGCUCUACGUUUGAAUAUCGAUUAGAAGCUCAGAGCCGAGGUCGCUGGGGAGGUAUCUGGAAGGCACCCAGAGGUUUUACGUUCACAGCUGACAACAACAAACAAACGGAUAUUGAGCUGGUCAAGAAGUUUGACAAUUGGGAAUAUUCAGACAAAGGAAUUGAACAAAGAAUGCCAUGGAUUUCUGAUGCCAGGUUAACUACAUCCCAUGAUGCUCAGCGAAAUUGGUGGGGUACAAUAACAGCGGAUGAUAUGGAAUACCACCCCGCUCCCUGGAUCAACGGUCACCUGAAGGAGCGUCAGCCAUCAUAUAUCUGGUACUGGAUGAGAGAGGGACCUCUUGAAACUCCUAGCUCAUGUAAAGAAGUAUACUUCAGAGGGCUCCUGACAAACCCUGUGUCAAAUGGAGUUUUCGCCAUCAAACCUCCUGGACAGCAUGAAGUUAAAACGUAUUGCGACUUUGCGACUGAGGGAGGGCCCUGGACCCUACUCGUGACGAGUAAGACCCACAGUGGGUGGGACAAAGACAGCAUCAAAGAAAGAAACUCAAAAAAACCUUCUUUACAGGAUGACUAUUCCAUACUAGGGCUUGCAGACGCCAUAAAAGACUUUGACAAAGCUCAGGAAUUCUUUCAAUACCGAAUUGAGGCAGACGGCAACAACCGCUGGGGAGGGAUCUGGGAAGCACCACGUGACUAUACAUUCCUAUCUACGCGCGACAAACAAACCAAAGUAAAAAUCGUGAAGAAAUUCGACUCGUGGGAUGAGAACAGCAACUUGGGAAAGCGCAUGCCCAGACUGGGAUUAUCUAACGAUCUUUUAUUAAGCAGUGCAUCAACUGUGGACUACUCAUCAGGGUCCUUGGUGUAUAACAGUGGCGCUAGCUCCGCCUCGUAUCUGGAGCAAGAGAAGCCAAAACCGAAUGUUGUUCGAUACUGGAUGAGAGAGGGUGCUAGGCUAUCUUGUAACGAUUUGAAAUUACAUGGAGUGAGAGCUGGUAUCAAGUAUGACGAUAGUUUUCAACUGGUAAAAACCAGUGAUACCCAGUACCUCCCAGUCUACUGUGAUAUGACAACAGCAAAAGGAGCUUUCACUCUUAUUGUGACGAGUGCUCACAAUAGCUGGACUCGAGCACAGGUCCCUCACAGAAAUGUCCUUCAUCCAGGACUGAAUCGAGACUACUCCAUCCUAGACUUAGCAGACAGUAUUAAAAGCGUGAACAACAAUGGAACAUUCCAGUACAUGCUGGAUGCUCAUUCUAGACGCCACUGGGGAGGGAUUUUUGAAGCUCCUACAUCUUACAGCUUCAUGGCAUCGGAUAAUUCGCAAACCAACGUCGAAUUAACGAGGAAAUUUGACGAUUGGAAGUUUUCCUGGUGGAAGUCGUUAAACAAGAGAAUGCCGUGGUUUGACGCCAAAGGAACUGAGAAAAAGGCUCUGCUGACCACAUCCAGCAGCACGACCUACUACCCGUCGGGUUCGAUCAUUUGGGGAGGCUCGGACCGGUAUCCGUCCGAUUGGAUUGGGUAUGGGGGAAUGAAAAAUCCAGGAGUGAUCUGGUACUGGUUAAAUGAGGAUGAUUGUGACGAGGAGAGAAAACCAGUGGAUGGCGGACUAACCGAGUGGGGUGAAUGGGGAAACUGUGACAAAUUGUGCGAGCCUGGUAAGCAGCGAAGGUACAGAACAUGUACAAACCCCAAACGACGUUGCGGUGGAAAACUGUGUGAUCCAAGCAUUCAGACAAAGCAUGAAAGAGACUGCAUGUCUUGCCCUGAGAGCGGAAUACGAAGUUACGGUGACUUCUGUGUGGCCCCAAAUAAAGGAGGUUGUUCCCCUCCUGACGGCAGUUAUCUCAUCUUCACCAAAAAGGAAGGCACGGCUUGUAAUGCAACCGAUCAGAUUUUUGUUCUCGACCAGGAUGGAGUUAUUUAUCAUAAGUGCAGCAAGAGGGAAGUUUGUCCACAAGACAAUAACCCUACUUAUGGAAAGAAACUUAUGUUAAAGGAUAAAUGCGAUCUUAGCAUUUCAAGGCAUGUCAGGUUGCCGACACACAAUAACCUGAAGAAUUUGAAGAACAAUUUCUGUGUUCAUCCAAACGGUGGAUGGCCUGGGGAGGGAGUGCAGUUGGUGUACUGGCCAGGGUGUGGCGAAGAAAGAUUGAAGCUCAACUUCUUUGAACUUGGUGUACCAACUGCCUGAAUUCCAGUGCGGAGAAAUAUUUACUCGCCUACUUAUAUUAUCA